AUGCUCUGUAGUUUAAUUUAUAUGAGCUUAGUGUUUGCUAUAUAUUUAUCAGCAACAUCUACUGGUCUCAAUGUAAUGACCCAGAUCUUUGAGUAAAAAGGCUAUGAUUAUUUGGGUAACAUUUCAAUUUUCACUAUCUUCUUAUUUGGAAUGAUUGGAAACUUUGUAUGUAAAUAAAAAUAUUAAUAUUUUAGGUAUUUUAUACAUUAGAAAAUUGCAAUAUAGACAUAGUUUUUUUAUUCAUUCUCUAGGAUAUUUACUAUUUUUGAUAUCUGGUUUAUUAGUUUGUCAUUGUGCAGAUAAAGAAGGUGGAAUGUGUAAUAGUUUCUGGAUCUAUUUAAUAACAAUUAUUUCAUCAGCCAUAAGUGGAUUUACAUCAUCUGGUUUGUUUAUUACAUAAAAUGAUUAUGUAGCAUAAUUGAGUAAAUAAUCAAAAAAAGCUGGAUUAUAUUAUGGAAUUGCAUGGGCAGUUCUAUAAAUAUCAUAAGUUAUAGGGAGCUUAUAUUCAGCAUUUAUUAUUGUUCAAAUAAAGUAAUUCUAUUUUUAUUGUUUGAUGGUGGCUGUAGCAACUUUUGGUUCAUUAUCUUUUCUUUUUGUUUCAUAACCAAAAUAAUAUACUUAAAGCAUUGUUUAACUUUAAGAAGAUGACAAAGAAAUCUCUAACAAUGAGGAAAUGAAUAAAUUAAAUCCAAUUUCUGUCAUUUUAACAAUGAAAGAAUUUAGAGUCAAAUGCUUUAUCUUUCCGAUGAUGAUUACUGGUUGUCUUUUGAGUUUUCAAUGGAAUGUUAUGCAUUAUAUUAUAGAAAAUUCUAUUGAUACAUAAUUACUUAGUGAUGAAGAGAUUACUAAAUAUACUUUAUUAGUUAUGACAGUUUUAGGAUGUUGUGAAGUCUUAGGAGGAGUAAUAAUAUUAAUAUUAUAUAUAUAGAUAUUUAUAGGUGUAUUUAAUACUUACACACCAAAAUAUACAAGUUAAUUAUUGCAAUUUCAUUUAAUAUCCAUAGCAUUAUUAUUGGCUAUAAUUAAUACUUAUGAAUAGAAAUAUGGUAUAUGUUUUUUAAUUGCUAUUCUUUGGGGAUUAGUUGAUUGUGGAACUACAUCUACAUUAUUGGCUAUAAUUGCAUAGGAUUGGAAUGAUUAAAUCUAAUAUUUUGGACUCUUUAAUUUUUUAUAAUGUUGUGGAGGAAUGAUAUCUACAAUUAUAUCAAUAAUAUUAUCAUGUAAAUAUAUUAUAUAUAAAUAGAAUAACCAAUUGAAUGGUCUAUAUUCUUCUUAUUAAUUUGUGUAUGUGUUAGUAAAUUUAGUAUCUCUUGUUAUUAAAAAUUGUACAUAAAAUAAUGA
Molecule: messenger RNA, 1341 nt
Organism: Paramecium primaurelia
Lineage: Eukaryota; Ciliophora; Oligohymenophorea; Peniculida; Parameciidae
Source: the annotation of a GenBank genome assembly